AUGCUACCUAACGACUACAAACCUCUUUCAGUGAGGCCAAUGUCUGAAGUUCUGAAUCCUGGACAUUUUAUGAAUGAGGCAGCUGAUAUUGCAGGCAAUUGGUAUGAGGAUCUCCAAAACUAUGAAAGAAAUUUGGACGAAAUGGCAUCGGCUACUUUAGAUCAGAACUUUAAAGAAGAAAUGCAACAUGUAGACCAAUGGUAUCGCUACUUAACGGAAGCAGAGAAAACCGCUACUAUGUAUACACUUUUACAACACUCAAGUCAAGUUCAAGUCCGAUUCUUUAUCAACGUUCUUCAACAAAUGGUGAAGAGAGAUCCACUUCAUUCUUUAUUGACACCUAGUAAUCCUGAACAAGACAUGCAAACCCAUUUAGCUGGUGCUAUGGCAAAAGCAGAAUUAGAAGCUAGUCAACGAUUGAUGUCAGUUUUACCCUUUAAAACAGGUCAAGUGAUAAGUAGACCUCCAAGUACAACAAGCAGACGAACUGUAGAGCGUCAUUCAUUCGCAUUAGGUGAUACAGAGGAGUAUAGUCAUCUGUUCGGCCGCAACAAUGCUUCUGAUUUUCUUACUCUGCCUGGGGCUGCUGCCGGAAGCGGUAAUACCAACCGUUCAUCUUUUGUGGGUUCAAUCCUGGAUGAAACACCAACUUUGACUGCUCAAGGCAGUAGCGACAGUCGACGAACCAGUUUAAAUACAACCACGAAUAAUAGUCUAGGAUCAAUGCCAACAACUGCAACAAGUAGAACGUCAGGACGUUCUAUGUUUAACAGUAGACCUCGAUCUGUGAUCGAAGGUGACACCAACUCACUCUUUCCUACGUGGAAUUCAACCGGUGGAUUAGGUAAUAGUGGCAGCAGUAAUAUCAGCAGCAGCGGUAACAACAAUAAUCUCACUUUAAGUAAUGCUGGUCACCGUCGACAACCGUCUGCUGUAGGCCCCAUCGGUAGUAAUAGUAACAGGAUGAUCCCUGAAAGACCAAAAUCGGCUGACAUAAGCAAUUGGUCGUUACCUUCUGCUACUACUUCUACCGAGUCGUUAGUGGAUCGUAACAGCAUUUGGGGACAACCACCUACUUCUGCCUCAUCGAGUCAGAUAGAUAAUGAACUUAUCGAUUUCACCAAUCCUCUCCAGCAACCUUUCCGUAACAGUAGAAGUGGUGUAGUAGGGCCUGGACGUGCUACUAUGAAUAGAAUUCCCGCAGUGCCCGAAUCUGAUGAGUUUCUCACCAAUUCGGGUAGAAUGUCAUUUGAUUUAGGAAUAGAUACAACAACAUCAAUGUCGUCUACACGAUCAACAACCACGUCACCUUUUCGUAAACCAACUGGUUUGGAACGUUAUGCUACUUAUUUAAUGCAAACAUCACCUCCGUCGUCAACGUCUAUCAACACAACUCCUACUACUACUGCUAACAGUUCUGCCUCAGCCCAGAAUAAUGACAUAUCAGUACAAAGUAUUGUUGACAAUACUAAUAAAUUGACACUAUAUGAUAAUGAUUAUCCCAGUGACCAAAGUGACCAGUCGCAUAUGUCUCCUCAUCGUCGACCUUCCUCAGUUUUGAAUUAUCAUGGCAGCAAUAAUUAUAAUCCUUCGGGUCAUUUAAACAGUAACACCAAUAACCAUCAUUUGAAUACUAGGGCUGUUAAAGACAAAAAAGCAGUUGAAAUUGUUGAUAUGGAGCUUUUGAAGGAUAUUCCUGCUUGGCUCAGGAGCUUACGUUUACACAAAUACAACCCAAUUUUCGCUGAUUGCAAAUGGCAAGAAAUGAUCAAAAUGACAGAUGAAGAUUUACUAAAACGUGGUGUGGCUGCUCUAGGCGCAAGACGUAAAAUGCUAAAGGUUUUUGAUAAUAUCAAAGCCCAUUGUCAAGCUAAUAAUAUUGAUUAUUAA
Messenger RNA from Mycotypha africana, 1890 nucleotides. RefSeq lists its product as uncharacterized. Gene Ontology annotation, cellular component: P-body. The record is from RefSeq and is a predicted model, not a curated record. Gene Ontology annotation, molecular function: protein binding; translation repressor activity; mRNA binding. The transcript has 6 exons. NCBI's taxonomy places the organism in Eukaryota, Fungi, Mucoromycota, Mucoromycetes, Mucorales, Mycotyphaceae. Gene Ontology annotation, biological process: regulation of mRNA stability; nuclear-transcribed mRNA poly(A) tail shortening. Bases 1 to 1890 code for a protein of 629 amino acids.